This is a messenger RNA of Soboliphyme baturini, 1670 nucleotides long. Lineage: Eukaryota; Metazoa; Nematoda; Enoplea; Dioctophymatida; Soboliphymatidae. The record is from the annotation of a GenBank genome assembly.
GAGGUUUUCGCGUGCAUGAUAAAGAAUUUGUUCGAGGAAUAUCGAUUUUUUGGUCAAUAUCCAGAGAAAGAACUUCAUACAACUGCUCAAUUGUUCGGCGGUGUAAUUCGUGAGAAUUUGGUCAGCGGCAUGCCAAUUCUCUUUGCUCUGAGGGUUGUGAUGGACACAUUGCGCAAGGAACCUGGUUCGAAAUUGCAUGACUUUGGCAUUACUGCGAUUGACCAAUUCAAAACCCGACUGAAGGACUAUCAGCGUUAUUGCCAGGCCGUUAUGUCGCAGGUGUUGCACUUUGGUCAAUUUCCACGCAAUCUUAUUCAGUACAUUCAGUACGGUGCGCGCGGCGAAGAGCCUCCUUCUCAUGUACUUACAAACGAGCCUACCGUCCCACCGCAGCUCCCUUCUCUCAGCAGUAUGUUGGGCCACGUGACACAACUCUCUUCUCUGCACAGCGUGCCUUUACCAUCGGUGUCGUCAACCGCGCCAUCAGGCACCAGUGUCGUUGUCGCUGCUCAGCCUUCCUCUCACAUGUCAUCGACGGAUUCGUUGAAGCCUAAGCCAACAUUGACCGCAACUAACAUUGAUACCCUUGUCAGUGCUACUGAAAAGGAAGAAAGCAAAGUUCUGGUGCCUCCUGAAUCUACCCACGAAAAGGUGGCGUUUCUGUUCAACAAUCUCAGUCAAGCAAAUCUACCACAGAAGGUGUCUGAAAUGAAAGAACUUUUGGUUGAUGACCAGUACUUGCCAUGGUUAGCUCAGUAUCUCGUUAUGAAGCGCGUAAGUGCCGAAUCCAACUUUCACAACUUGUAUUCAAAUUUCGUUACCGCAAUGGGCAACAGGACGUUUAACUCAUUGAUUUUAUUGGAGACUUACAGGAAUAUCAAAAUAUUACUUCGAUGCGACAAAGUUAUGGCGAACUUUUCUGAUCGAACAUUGUUGAAAAAUCUAGGACACUGGUUAGGAUUAAUUACAGUUGGCCAGAAUAGGCCUAUUCUACAACGGGACCUCGAUCUUAAGACGUUGCUUUUCGAAGCAUUUUGGAAAGGCCAACAAGAGCUGCUUUACGUAGUUCCGUUUGUUGCAAAAAUAAUGGAAUCCUGUCAGAAGAGCAAGAGUUUAAAACCGGACAAUAUAUUGAAAAACAACCAAAACAUCAUAUCCGACCGUAUUAUGAAGGAUCCUCAGUUAUGUAAUCCAGCAAAGUUGGAGAAGCCUACACUCGCUGCAGCGUUGGACGUGUCUCCUGUGCCUCAUGUUCAGAUGACACCAGUUCCUGGCGGUUCAUCUUCUAGUAUACCUUUGGCUUCAGUGCCAUGCGAUGAAGCGGGCGUUAUCGCCGCAUCAGCCGCGGCUGCCGGACCGACUCCACCUCGUUUCAGUUAUCAUGAGAUUUACAUUAACAGCACUCAAGGACUUAUGCCGCAUGUCGCUAUCAAUGCUUCGCUACCUCUGUUCCAGCUGAACCCGCCUUUAAAGCACAUUGUCAGGCCAGCGAUAGAGCACGCAGUGCGGGAAUUGCUCACGCCUGUGGCCGACAGAGCUUUGAAGGUCGCCUUAACUACCACCGAAAACAUCGUGAAGAAGGUUUAUUUCAGUAUUGCGAUCGCUUUGCUUUGUGUUCAUGUACCUUCGUCUUCUAAGACAUGCGCGUUACUGCCUGACCAACUAUAGUC